Exophiala viscosa is the source of this 1832-nucleotide messenger RNA. RefSeq names its product FLVCR family MFS transporter. The transcript has a single exon. Gene Ontology annotation, biological process: transmembrane transport. Gene Ontology annotation, molecular function: transmembrane transporter activity. Gene Ontology annotation, cellular component: membrane. Lineage: Eukaryota; Fungi; Ascomycota; Eurotiomycetes; Chaetothyriales; Herpotrichiellaceae. Bases 106 to 1743 code for a protein of 545 amino acids. The record is from RefSeq and is a predicted model, not a curated record.
CGCCAACCUCUGUUAACGUCAAAGGCGCGUGCUUGUUCGACCUCUUCUCUUCUCAGAGAAUGGCGACGAGCUUCUGCAGCUUGUUGCUCCCAGUCUGAGCAGUUCAUGGUGCAAAGGACAGAAUACACGCUGCUCAAGCCCCUGACUGGAGCAUCGGCGCGUGACGAAUCUGACGACCCCCUGAGCGAUCGUCAUCUUCAACAAACACAAAAGAUGGGCAAAGCGACCGCCAACAAAGCCGUGCAGCAGAGAUCCGAGGGCGCAGAAAUCAGCACAACCGAUCCAUCCCAGUCACCUGAAGAGGCUGAUGUACAAGAAAUAUCGCCAACGACGGGGACAACACGCACGCUCUCGCGCAUAUCAACGACCUCCACCGUCACAUAUAAAGUCUACAAGCGCCGCUUCUACGGCCUUGUUGUUCUAGUCCUCCUCAACAUCGUUGUGUCUUGGGACUGGAUCGCCUUUGCACCCGUCUCGUCCACAUCAGCCAAGUACUUCAACACCUCCGAGGCAAACAUCAACUGGGUAUCAACAGCCUUCCUCUUCGCCUUCUGCGUCGCUACGCCGCCCACGUUCUACGUGCUGCACAAACAUGGCCCCAAAGCCGCCAUCAUCAUCACAGCAGUGCUACUGCUCAUUGGCAACUGGAUCAAAUAUGGCGCCACCCGCGCCAACAGCUUCCCCGGUGUCAUGGUCGGCCAGUUGAUAAUCGGCUUCGCCCAGCCCUUUGUACUGUCUACCGCCACAAGCUACAGCAACUUGUGGUUCAGCCCUGCCGGACGCACCACCGCGACGGCCCUGGCCUCACUGUCCAACCCAUUCGGCGCCGCACUCGGCCAGCUUAUCUCCCCCUUCUGGGCGAACAAGCCGUCCGACAUCCCCAACAUGAUCCUGUACAUCUCCAUCAUCUCCUCCGCCGCAUGUCUCCCGGCAUUCUUCGUCCCCGCCAAACCACCCACGCCGCCCUCCGCUGGCUCUGUGCCCGACCACAUGGACCGCGCCUCAUUGCGCAAAGACAUGCACAUCCUCAGCAGAUCGCUCGAAUUCUACUUAUUAUUCAUCCCCUUUAUUGUGUACGUCGGCUUCUUCAACGCCUUCUCCAGCCUGCUCAACCAGAUCCUCGAGCCCUAUGGUUUCAGCGAGACCGAUGCCGGAAUCGCUGGUGCGGUGCUGAUCGUCGUCGGCCUGGUUUGUUCGGCAAUAUCCUCGCCCUUCAUCGACCGGUACAAAUUCUACCUCGUGUACAUCAAAGCUGCCAUUCCGGUCCUGGGCAUUUUCUAUCUGAUCUUCAUUUGGGCCCCGCAGACGCAUUCGAUAGCGUACGUCGACCUCGUGUGCGCGGUGCUGGGCGCUGCAAGUUUCGGUCUGGUCCCUGUGGCCUUGGAAUUCCUGGUCGAAAUCCACUACCCGCUGGGCCCGGAGUUGGGGACCAGUCUAUGCUGGUGUGGUGGGCAGUUAUUGGGCGGCAUUUUCAUCGUCGUGAUGAACGCGCUGAAGAAUGGCAAGGAUGCGGACCCGCCUCUCGGCAUGAAGCGUGCUUUGAUCUUUCAGGCUGUACUAGGGUUGGCGGUUGUGCCGCUGCCGCUGUGUUUGGGACUAUUCGGACGUGCUGGGCGGGUGAGAAGGUUGAGAUGGGAGGCUGAUCGGAAUUCAGUCGGUACGGUAGAUACGGUGGUCGACGGUGCUUAUCAUGAUGAGCUGCCCGUUGAUGUUGAGCCUGUCGCUCCUGCUAGAGGUGUGUGACAUACGAAGAGGACAGAAUCUUGUGCCUACAGAUCAGUAUAUAUCUCAUAGAAAUUUCUACUGCACAUGACGAUUGCAGUAAUAUUUGA